Molecule: messenger RNA, 1868 nt
Organism: Lagenorhynchus albirostris (white-beaked dolphin)
Lineage: Eukaryota; Metazoa; Chordata; Mammalia; Artiodactyla; Delphinidae
Gene: PPP2CA
Product: protein phosphatase 2 catalytic subunit alpha
Exons: 7
Coding region: 253-1182 (309 amino acids)
Biological process (GO): peptidyl-serine dephosphorylation; mitotic cell cycle
Cellular component (GO): cytosol
Molecular function (GO): protein serine/threonine phosphatase activity
Source: RefSeq, a predicted model, not a curated record
CCGGGCGUGACGUCACCACGCCGGCGGCCGCCAUUACAGAGAGCAGAGCUUUGGGGCUAGAGUGAGCGGAGGACGGCCGCGGCCGGUGGCCGAGUACGGAGGGGCGAGCCAGCGGGCCAGCGCUAGUGCCGAGCAACCGCCAGUACCCGCACAAGUACCCCGGGAACCGGCGGCGGCGUGUGUGUGUGGCCCGUGUGCGGGCGGCGGCGCGGGAGGAGCGCGGAGCGGCAGCCGUUUCGGGCGGGUGGCAUCAUGGACGAGAAGGUGUUCACCAAGGAGCUGGACCAGUGGGUCGAGCAGCUGAACGAGUGCAAGCAGCUCUCCGAGUCCCAGGUCAAGAGCCUCUGCGAGAAGGCUAAAGAAAUUCUGACAAAAGAAUCCAAUGUGCAAGAAGUUCGAUGUCCAGUCACUGUCUGCGGAGACGUGCAUGGGCAAUUUCAUGAUCUCAUGGAACUGUUUAGAAUUGGUGGCAAAUCACCAGAUACAAAUUACUUGUUUAUGGGAGAUUAUGUUGACAGAGGAUAUUACUCAGUUGAAACAGUUACUCUGCUUGUAGCUCUUAAGGUUCGUUACCGUGAACGCAUCACCAUUCUUCGAGGAAAUCAUGAGAGCAGACAGAUCACACAAGUAUAUGGUUUCUAUGAUGAGUGUUUACGGAAGUAUGGAAAUGCAAAUGUUUGGAAAUAUUUUACAGAUCUUUUUGACUAUCUUCCUCUCACUGCCUUGGUGGAUGGGCAGAUCUUCUGUCUACAUGGUGGCCUCUCACCAUCCAUAGAUACACUGGAUCACAUCAGAGCACUUGAUCGCCUACAAGAAGUUCCCCAUGAGGGUCCAAUGUGUGACUUGCUAUGGUCAGAUCCAGAUGACCGUGGAGGUUGGGGUAUAUCUCCUCGAGGAGCUGGUUACACCUUUGGGCAAGAUAUUUCUGAGACAUUUAAUCAUGCCAAUGGCCUCACGUUGGUGUCUAGAGCUCAUCAGCUGGUGAUGGAGGGAUAUAACUGGUGCCAUGACCGAAAUGUAGUAACGAUUUUCAGUGCUCCAAACUAUUGUUAUCGUUGCGGUAACCAAGCUGCAAUCAUGGAACUUGAUGAUACUCUAAAAUACUCUUUCUUGCAGUUUGACCCAGCACCUCGCAGAGGCGAGCCACAUGUUACUCGUCGUACCCCAGACUACUUCCUGUAACGAAAUUUUAAACUUGUACAGUAUUGCCAUGAACCAUAUAUUGACCUAACGGAAAUGGGAAGAGCAACAGUAACUCCACAAAGUGUCAGAGAAUAGUUAACAUUCAAAAAACUUGUUUUCACACGGACCAAAAAGAUGUGCCAUAUAAAAAUACAAAGCCUCUUGUCAUCAACAGCCAUGACCACUUUAGAAUGAACCAGUUCAUUGCAUGCUGAAGCGACAUUGUUGGUCAAGAAACCAGUUUCUGGCAUAGCGCUAUUUGUAGUUACUUUGCUUUCUCUGAGAGACUGCAGAUAAUAAGAUGUAAACAUUAACACCUCGUGAAUACAAUUUAACUUCCAUUUAGCUAUAGCUUUACUCAGCAUGACUGUAGAUAAGAAUAGCAGCAAACAAUCAUUGGAGCUUAAUGAACAUUUUUAAAAUUAAGUACCAAGGCCUCCCCUCUACUUGUGAGUUUUGAAAUCGUUUUGUUUAUUUUCAGGGAUACUGUUUAAUUUAAUUGUAUGAUUUGUCUGCACUCAGUUUUUUUCCCCUUCUCAAAUCUCAGCCUCAUGUUGUUCUUUGUUACUGUCAGAUCCUGGUGAGUUGUUUUGAACAGAACUGUUCUUUUUUCCUCCCUCCUGUAAGACGAUGUUACUGCACAAGAGCACUGCAGUGUUUUUCAUAAUAAACUUGUGAACUAAGAA